This is a messenger RNA of Neospora caninum, 4032 nucleotides long. RefSeq names its product putative ribosome biogenesis protein BOP1. Gene Ontology annotation, molecular function: protein binding; ribonucleoprotein complex binding. Lineage: Eukaryota; Apicomplexa; Conoidasida; Eucoccidiorida; Sarcocystidae. The transcript is spliced from 12 exons. The coding region runs from base 1 to 4032 and encodes 1343 amino acids. Gene Ontology annotation, biological process: maturation of LSU-rRNA from tricistronic rRNA transcript (SSU-rRNA, 5.8S rRNA, LSU-rRNA); ribosome biogenesis. Gene Ontology annotation, cellular component: preribosome, large subunit precursor; PeBoW complex. The record is from RefSeq and is a predicted model, not a curated record.
AUGAGCCUCUGGGAGACGGAGGCAGCCCCGCAGGAGAGAGAGGGCCCGAGCGGCGAAGACGAGAGGAAACAAGGCGAGAAGAAAGAAGGGUGGGGUGCGCAGUGCGGCGGACAAGAGGGAGAGACCGGAGAGGAAAGGGGACAGGCAGAGACAGCCACAGAGAGGACGAGCAGGAGGAGGAUGGAGCAGGGAACGGCGAGCGGAGAAGCGCGAGGGAGAGAACGUCUCGAGAGAGGUCCACGCAGCGCCUUCCAACAGCUCGACACCGCAUGCCUACUCCGAGAACACUCCUCGCUCCGCUCGGUCCUCUCAGAGAAGAGAGAAGACGACAGCGAGAAAGCGCGCAGAGAAGCACUCAAAGAACAGCACCAACGCGAGGAACGCGUGAGGGUGGGAGACAAAGAAACGGAGCGAGGCCGCGAGGACGCAGCCCGCGAGGAAGCGGAGGCGCCUGAGCAGGGCGAGGGGCCGACAGGGAAGAGAGCGUCGAGUUUGGGAGCGCGCACAGAAGCGAAAGACGGCAACGGGGACGCGCAGCGCGACGAGCCUGGAGGCGAAAACGGAGGGCGGCUGCUCUCGAGUGUCGCGCAGCUCGCAGUUUCUUCUCGCAAGCGCCGCGAUCUUUGUGGAGAAACGGCCAUUUUUCUUGUCGCCAGCAGACAGAAAACAGCUGAAGAGAGGCGAGACGGCGGGGGCGUCAAUCUCAGGGCGAAAAACACUCCGACGCGAGGGAAUACAGCCGCGUUUUCUCUCUCGGUGACGCAGGCGGCGGACAAGAUGAAAGAGCUUCGGCCGCGAUCUGCGGAGGGCGUCGGUCCCGGACGGAAGGCUGCAGUGAAGGCGCGAGCGAGGAGACAGACUGCGGCAGUUGCGGAACCUCCAGCUUCGGAGGCGAGCGAUUUCCUUUCAGACGAAGAAGCGGCACCAGAGCAAGCAAGUUUGCCGGGGGAGCGCGGCGCGCUGAGAAAAGGCAUCCCGAGGAAAGGAAGCAAGCCACAGGACUCCGAGGAGGUACGAGAAGAAACAGACGAAGAGAAAGGCGAUGAGACAGGCACAACGACAAACUCCGAGGAGGACGGAAGGACCAGCGAAGAAGAAGACGAAGAAGAGGAUGAGGAGGAGGAUGAGGAAGUAGAGGAUGAGGAAGUAGAGGAAGAAGACGAUGAGGAAGAGGAAGAAGAGGAAGCAGAGGAAGGGGAUGAGGAAGAAGACGAUGAGGAAGAAGAGGAAGAGGAAGAGGUAAAAGAAGAUGAGAGCGAAGGGGAGGCCGAGACGGCGGGGGCCGAUUUUGAGGACGAACUGGAAGUUGAAGAGGCAGAAGCACGGAACGCUGUGCGUUCUCAAGCGCCACGGCGUGCUGCGUCUGCCUCUCGCUCUCCGCUCUCUGCCGGCGGCGCUUCGGUCAGUGGCAAGGCAGGCAAACGGAAGGAGCAGAGAGAGACCGCCGUAGCGGAGACAGGCGAGUCGGAAGGAGACGGCUCUGGGAAGCGGAGGGAGAACGAGGAAACGAACGCGGAGGGCCGCGCAAAUCGCCUGAGAAGAUUCGAGAGACUCCUCGAGGUCCCCAACCCGAUGGAGGGAUCCGACGAUCUUCUCUCUGACGAGGACGAAGACGACAACCGAAUCGGCAAUGUCCCCUUGUGGUGGUAUGAGAAGUACGAUCACAUCGGCUACGACAAAGAUGGUCAGCGGAUCGUGAAGCAGCUCUCGUCCUCUGCAGUCGACAGGCUCCUGGCGAAGGACGACCCGGACGGUUGGCGAACCAUCGUGGAUGUGAAGAACAACAAGAAAUACCGCCUCACAGACACCGAUCUGGAGAUUAUUCGCCGCAUUCGAAGCGGCGCCUUCCCUGCGCCGAGCCACGACGACGAGGAAGUUCUUGUCGAGUCCGACCUCGAGGACAGCAUCUUCCCGAUGCACAACAAGCCGGUGCCGAAGAGCCGGUUCCUGCCUUCCAAGCACGAGCAAAAGAAAAUCACGCACCUGGUGCGCCUCAUUCGCUCGGGGCAGCUGCUGAAGGAGGCGCAGCUGCAGCGCGAGAAGGAGGCUCCGGCCGUCUUCGAUCUGUGGGGAACGAGUGUGUACGUGGACCGGAGCGGCGAGGAGAAACGCAGAAAGGGAGCACCCGUCUCGCUGCCUGCGCCCAAACUGGUCCUCCCCGGACACGCUGAGAGCUACAACCCGCCGGAGGAAUUCCUCUUCACCGAAGCGGAGAAGAAGGAGUGGGAAGCCAUGGCCCCAGAAGACCGGCCUCUCGCGUUCCUGCCCCAGAAGAGCUCCGCCCUCCGGCUGGUCGGAGCGUACAAGAACCUUCUUCUUGAAAGGUUCAAUCGGUGCCUCGAUCUGUAUCUCUGCCCGCGCUCGCUGAAAAUGGCGAUGAACGUCGACCCUGAGUCGCUGCUUCCGCAGCUGCCUUCUGCGAGUGAACUCCGCCCGUUCCCGACGCACCGCCGGGUCGACUACCUGCCUUUGUCGCUCUACGCGCAGUUCGUGCCGCAGCCUCUGCCGCUCCACACGCUCUCGGAGGCUCGGCGGCGCGCUCGAGAGACAGGCGGAGCAGGCGGCGCGCCGGCGAGCGCAGGGAUACGCGCCGGCGCCGGGGGCGACGCGGGGACGCAAGGCGAGGCGCGGGAUCUGUUUGCGUGCUGCGUCGACGCGUCGGGCCAGUGGAUCGCGGUGGGCGGGGCGGACAACACACUGCACGUCCUGGAGGUGUUGACGGGGAAACGGUUCCUGUCUUUUCGCCUGCAGGCGCAAGUCACCGCGCUGGCCUUCCAUCCUCGACUGCCGAUCUUGGCGGCGGCCAUUGAGGACCAGCUGUUGCUCACGGUCCUUGACUUGCCCCUGUUUGACCAGAAGAGCGUCGAGCAGCUGACGCAUGCCCAGACGCAGGGCGCGGAGAGAAAGAAGAGACGGGCAUCAGGCGAAGGCGCCGACGAAGAGAGUCAACACGAUUCGGAAGACGGAGACACGCGCCGCGCGGAACUCGCUGAAGCAAAGGCGCUGUUGCGGGUUCUCGAGGAGCCCGCGAGCGAGGACGAGGAAGAGAAAGAAGCCGAGAAGGACGAGCAGGAAGAAGACAAAGAUCUAGGAGAGAAACGCAGGCAGCAAACCAUGAAGGACGUCGGUGUGUGGAAGCAGAUCGAUGUGAAGGGAGUGGCUGCGCCUGCUGAGGCCGGAAGUCUUCAGAGCGAGAAAAAACGAGGGAUGAGCCUUCUUCUCCAGGUGACGACGGGGAACGCAGAAAACCAGAAGCGCCAAAGGACAAAGGGAGCCGCAGCUGACGACGCGGACGAGACUGUCAGCGCGCCGCUAGGUGGCUUUCUCUGUGGAAUCAGCAUUCUCCACGACUCAACCAUCCGAAGUCUGUCUUGGCACCACAAGGGGACGUACCUUAUCGCCAUGUGCCCGGGAAGCGCGUCUCCGUCUCAGCAGUGCUCGGUCCACAGCCUUGCGAAGCAGAAAACAAUUCAUCCGAUUCGUCGGGCAGCGGGAGGCCAUAUGAAGGCGGCAGUUUUCCACGCAACCAAACCCUGGUUGAUUGUGGCGUACCACAAAGGCAUUCGAAUCUUCGACUUGCACAGCAACAAAAAACUCGGACCAAAGGGAGGCAAGCAUCAAGCACUCGUACGGAAACUCAUCGGCGCGGAAGCCAUCUCGUCCAUAGAUGUCCACCCGUCCGGAGAGCAAAUCAUCGCUGGAGCAGAGAAUCGCCGGCUGUACAUCUUCGACCUGGAGUUGUCCAGUCGCGUCUACAAGAUUAUUCGCUGCCACAAGGGCGCCAUCACGUGCGCGAGUCUGCAUCCGUCUUUUCCUCUCAUGUGCACGGCGUCUGCCGACGGGACCGUGCAAAUCUACCAUUUCAAGGUUUUCAACGACUUGGUCACGAAUCCUCUCAUUGUCCCAGUUCGGACGCUCCGGGUGGUAGAAGACUCCACAAGAAACGGCGGCGUUCUUGCGUGCAUGUGGCAUCCGACGCAGCCGUGGCUUGUCACAGCAGACCGCGCAGGCCAGUGCAGCCUCUGGACGUGA